This is a messenger RNA of Trichophyton verrucosum HKI 0517, 3588 nucleotides long. RefSeq lists its product as uncharacterized. The transcript is spliced from 9 exons. Gene Ontology annotation, cellular component: cytoplasm; nucleus. The annotation marks the transcript as partial. NCBI's taxonomy places the organism in Eukaryota, Fungi, Ascomycota, Eurotiomycetes, Onygenales, Arthrodermataceae. The record is from RefSeq and is a predicted model, not a curated record. Gene Ontology annotation, biological process: protein import into nucleus. Gene Ontology annotation, molecular function: nuclear import signal receptor activity.
CUAACGCCAGGGAAGAGGAAAAACAAAGGAACAAACCACCCCUCCUACUUUUUAGACGCCCACCACCAACAACCGCGACACACCACAGGGAGCUCUUCUCCAGUCAAAUACCAGGAACAGCGAUCUGUCUCCGUCCACACAAUUAUCAUCUGCUUGCUGCUGGAACUAGUUAAGGGAGCGAAGAAGCUACCUGGUUGCCUGGCGACCGGUGCGAGAGACCGUCGGCUGCCCCAAAAAGAAGCAAAAAUGUCAGUCCUACCGCAGGAAGUUCAUACAGCGCUGUCGCAGCUGUUACUUGGCCUCUCGUCUGCCGAUAACGGUGUUCGAGCCCAGGCUGAAGGGCAGUUGAAUAACGACUGGGUUCAGAACCGUCCAGAUGUUUUGUUGAUGGGCCUGGCAGAGCAGAUCCAGGGCUCCGAGGACACAAAUAUGAGGGAGACUGCAAUUGCGGAAAGCGAGGUGCUGAUUGUUUCUAAUCUGCAGGGCCGCUCUUUAGCAGCUGUGAUUUUCCGACGUAUGGCAGCAAAAUCGAUAAAGAAUCCUUCAACCGGUGAUCCCAGAGAACUGUUUUUCAGUUUACUUCCAGACCAGAGAGUAGCCAUUCGACAGAAGCUGCUCGAGGCUCUAAGUAACGAGACUUUUGCCCCUGUUCGAAACAAGAUCGGAGACGCAGUCGCGGAAAUCGCAUCUCAGUACUCAGAUCAAGAGGAACCAUGGCCAGAACUCCUAUCAGUGCUGUUCCAGGCCAGUCAAUCUCCUGUUAGUGGCCUCCGCGAGGCUGCAUUCCGUAUAUUUGCCGCUACUCCCACAAUUAUAGAAAAGCAGCAUGAGGAUAUGGUACAGGGGGUCUUCUUGAAGGGGUUCCAGGAUGAUCACGUCUCUGUCCGUAUCUCCGCUAUGGAGGCGUUUGCUUCAUUCUUCCGCUCAAUCAGCAAAAAGACUCAGGCCAAGUUCUUCGGCGUUGUUCCAGAAUUACUCAACAUCCUCCCACCACUGAAAGAGGGUGACCAGGGCGAGGAGUUAUCCAAGGCCUUUGUUGCCUUGAUGGAACUCGCAGAAGUCAACCCUAAGAUGUUCAAGGGUCUUUUCAACAAGCUUGUGAAGUUUAGCGUCACAGUCAUUGGGGAUGCAGAACUCUCUGAACAAGUCAGGCAAAAUGCUCUCGAACUCAUGGCUACCUUUGCCGACUAUGCACCAACCAUGUGCAAGAAAGACCCUACAUAUGCCCAGGAAAUGGUCACCCAAUGUCUAAGUCUGAUGACCGAUGUUGGUCAGGAUGAUGACGAUGCUGCUGAGUGGAGUGCAUCUGAAGAUCUUGAUUUGGAGGAGAGUGAUAAGAACCAUGUUGCCGGCGAACAAUGCAUGGACCGCCUCGCCAACAAGCUGGGAGGGCAAAUCAUCCUUCCUACCACCUUCAAUUGGGUCCCGAAAAUGAUGAACUCGGCAUCAUGGCGCGAUCGACACGCUGCUCUUAUGGCUAUUUCCGCCAUUUCAGAAGGGUGCCGUGAUCUGAUGAUUGGGGAACUCAAUCAGGUUCUCGCCCUGGUGAUCCCUUCCCUCCGAGAUCCUCACCCCAGAGUACGUUUUGCGGGAUGCAAUGCUUUGGGCCAGAUGAGCACUGAUUUUGCUGGCACUAUGCAAGAAAAAUACCACUCCAUCGUUCUUGGAAAUAUUAUUCCUGUUCUCACAUCUGAACACCCCCGUGUCCAAGCCCAUGCUGCGGCUGCAUUGGUUAACUUCUGCGAAGAGGCAGAACGCGCUAUCCUUGAGCCAUAUCUUCCAGACCUCUUGCAGAAUCUCCUCCAGCUUCUCCGAAAUCCCAAGCGAUAUGUUCAAGAACAAGCUCUCUCCACCAUUGCCACAAUUGCGGACUCCGCAGAAGCUGCCUUCGGACAGUUUUACGAUACUUUGAUGCCCCUUUUAUUCAAUGUUCUCAAGGAAGAACAAUCAAAGGAAUACCUCGUUGUUCGCGCCAAGGCUAUGGAGUGUGCAACUCUUAUUGCUUUGGCUGUUGGUAGAGAGAAGAUGGGUGCAGAUGCUAUUAACUUAGUUCAAUUGCUUGGCCACAUACAGCAAAAUAUCACCGAGCCUGAUGACCCACAAUCAUCUUACCUUCUUCACUGCUGGGGUCGUAUGUGCCGUGUAUUAGGACCUGCCUUUGUUCCCUAUCUCCCCGCAGUCAUGCCGCCUUUGCUUCAAGUUGCUGCCUCCAGUGCAGAUGUUCAGAUUUUGGAGAAUGACGAGACUCUACGAGAUGUUGAGCAAGAUCACAACUGGGAACUGCUCCCAUUCAAGGACAAGAUCAUUGGUAUCCGAACCAGCACCCUUGAAGACAAGAAUACUGCCAUUGAGUUAAUCACUAUCUACGCCCAAGUCCUCGAAGGUGCAUUUGAGCCCUAUGUUGUUAAGACAUUGGAAGAAAUUGCCAUACCCGGCUUGGCUUUCUUCUUCCACGACCCUGUUCGAGUCUCUUCUGCCAAGCUUAUUCCACGUCUUUUGAACGCUUAUAAGAAGUCCCACAAUGAGCAGUCGGUAGAAUUCCAGCAAAUGUGGUCCUCUGCCCUGUUAAAGAUCAUUGAAAUUCUCACCGCAGAGCCCUCUAUUGAUACACUCGCAGAAAUGUUCCAGUGUUUCUACGAAUCCGUGGAGGUUGCUGGGAAGAAUUGUCUCUCCCCACAGCACAUGCAAGCGUUCAUCGAAUCUUCCAAGAGUGCCCUUGAGGAUUACCAGAAACGAGUACAAAAACGUCUCGAAGAUAAGGCGGAGCUUGAUGACGGUGAAGAUGACACUUUCUCCUUCGAUUACGAGAUGGAAGAGGAUCAGAACCUUUUAAGCGAUAUGAACAAGGCUUUCCAUACCAUCUUCAAGAAUCAUGGCCCAGCCUUCCUCCCCGCAUGGGAGCAAUUGCUACCAUUUUACAACUCCUUUGUUACCAGCGAUGACCCCACGCAGCGGCAGUGGGUUCUUUGUAUCCUGGAUGAUGUCCUUGAAUUCUGUGGCGAUCAAUCCUGGAACUACAAGGACCAUAUUCUCAAACCAUUAAUUGACGGCAUGCAAGAUGAAAACCCAUCAAAUCGUCAGGCUGCUGCUUAUGGUGUCGGAGUUGCUGCUCAGAAAGGCGGAGAAGCCUGGAGCGAGUUUGCGGCCGGCAGUAUUCCCAUGCUAUUUGCCGUAACCCGUUUCGCGGAUGCUAGGUCGGAAGAACAUGUGUUUGCUACCGAGAACGGUUCCGCCAGUAUAGCUAAGAUACUGCACUUUAACUCCAGCAAGGUUCCCAACCCUCAGGAAGUCGUUGAUAGUUGGAUUGAUACACUCCCAAUUGAGAAUGAUGAGGAAGCAGCCCCAUAUGCAUAUGCUUUCCUCGCACAGCUUAUUGACCAGCGAAACCCAUCUGUUCUUUCAAAGGCUGAGAAAGUAUUCACCUCUAUUGUCCAAGCACUUGAGGCUGAGACCCUCCAGGGCAAUGUGUGUACCAAGGUUGUUGAAGCGGCUAAACAAUUGGUUGCUGCAACUGGUAUAAACGCAGACCAGAUCCUUAACAUUGUUCGACCUGAGAACCAAAUGGCGGUUCGCAGACACUUCCAAUGA